Molecule: messenger RNA, 6341 nt
Organism: Wyeomyia smithii (pitcher-plant mosquito)
Lineage: Eukaryota; Metazoa; Arthropoda; Insecta; Diptera; Culicidae
Gene: Smurf
Product: E3 ubiquitin-protein ligase SMURF1
Exons: 13
Coding region: 1220-4684 (1154 amino acids)
Biological process (GO): ubiquitin-dependent protein catabolic process; negative regulation of BMP signaling pathway
Molecular function (GO): protein binding; ubiquitin-protein transferase activity
Source: RefSeq, a predicted model, not a curated record
UCGUUUGCUUCCUUUCACAAAAGUGAAGUGUUCAUCAUUCUCUGCAGUCGUGAAAAUUUUUUGCUCCUCGUUUCCGAGUGCUCGGUCAUCGUCGUAGUGGUUUUUGGCGUGUUCAUAAUCUGCCUCCGUACCGGAAACGGUCCACGGUAUGUGCGUUACGGUUGUCCGUGGUCUAGUUCAGUGUCCAGGGAAAACAAAGUGGCAUUUUGGGCAGAGCGUAGAAAGAAUCCGAAAAUGUUAAUUGAUCUGUAAGAUAGAUACAGUUGAGGACGUGCGAACGAGAAAGCAGAGCGAAAGACGUUCACACUUACAAACACGUCGACAUUGUCUGCUGACAGUGCUGCAGUGGCCAGAACAACUCGUUUGUGACCUAUCGUGACAACGUUUCAGACAACCAUCGACCAUAGUCUGGUGCAGACCAGGGGAACAGUGUUCAUUCAGCAACCAACGUGCAGUACAAUUACCCAACGUCAACAAACGGCGGUGUGUUGUGUUGUGUCACAAGACCGACCGCUGUUGCCAAUCAGUGCUGCCAUCCUUUCGUAGCACAACCACCCUGAAGAUUGUUAAUGUUCCCAUGUACGAAACGAAGAUAGUACCCUGCGUCUGACUGUGUCAUUUUAUUUGAUAGUGCGAGUGUCUGAGUUUAAGUCAUAAAUCGUAAGAAAAAAGAAGUCGAAGAGUAGCUGAGAGGUAAAAAUGGGAAAAAGUGUACUGCACGUUGAUGGUCUUUGCAGUUUUAUUCAUUCAUGAGAAAGAAAUUUACAGUUUCCACUAGUUAGGGCAAUAUCAGAAGAUAACAAAGUCAGCAGUUUGGGAUAAAAGUAAAGUUGUUUUCAUGAAACAAGUAAAAAAAAUCGACCGAAAUUUCAUGUGCUAUCGGGAAUAAAAAAGAAAGAGUUACUUCAAAGUAAAUAGUUGAAAUAAUAAAAAAUACGCGGAAAACACAUCCAUAAGUGAGCGCAGUAGUGUGUGAUGUUAUUGUAAUACAACGGCGGCAUGGCUUAAUCUGCGCCAUACCUAUCGACCGCUUAUUUUGAAGGUUUUGGUGUACCCACUACCAGAAAACGAGAAAGGCAAAAAUCGAAGAUAGACACACGGAAAAGCUGGCGAAGGAAAGAAUAGCAUAGAUGCGAUAGCGGUACAUAAAUGCAAAGUGUGAUUGAAAACAGGAGGCACAGAUUUGCGGCCACCGCACUGUACGAACAGUAGGUGAAAAAUGAACAAGUUGGAAUAUUCGCGACGGAAUGGCACUCAAAAGAUACGAAUCACAAUUCUUUGCGCCCGUAACCUGGCCCGGAAGGAUAUUUUUCGUCUGCCGCACCCGUUCGCUAAAAUCCGAGUCGAUGGGACACCUCAGGAGUACAAAACGGAAAUUUGCAAAGCAUCGCUGGAGCCCAGGUGGAACACUCACUAUGAUUUAUACCUUGGGAAAAACGAUAACAUCACGAUAACAAUUUGGGAUCAUCGUAAAGUACAGAAGCGGCAGGGUUCUGGCUUUCUGGGAUGUGUGCGUAUUGUAGCCGGCACAAUUCCAAGGCUUACGAAUGCUGGAUUCCAACGAUUAGAUUUAUGCAAAGCCUCGCAAGAUGAUACGGAUUUGGUGAAGGGUCAGAUUAUCGUUUCACUCAUGUCCCGAGAUGGUACCACAGGGGGCACUCCAUUAGCUAUAGUAGGUCCUGCUGGAGACAUACGGGGUCCCGAUGACGACGAGGAAAUUGUCCAAGGUGAGCUACCCGCUGGAUGGGAAGAGCGCUUGACGCAAGCUGGCCGUGUCUACUAUGUGAAUCAUGUCACCAAAACAACCCAGUGGUCUCGCCCAACGGAACCGGCCGGUUCGGUACCAGUGGCAUUAAGCAACGGUGGCAGUAACAACAGUAGUGCCGAUUCAAUACUUCCAGGGCCCUCGAAAUCAGCUACCAAUAACAGUAUCAAUAGUAUUCAAUCGAAUGACUCCGGUAGUCGUAGACAUUCAGCGGAGAUACUGCUCAAUAACUCAAAUAAUAAAGAAAACUGCAAUCACAAUAAAGAACUCACGAAAGACCUGGAAAUCGGUGUAAAUGUUGUAAAUGGUGGAGUGAUUGGUCCAAAUAAUGGCGGAGGAGUUGGAAGUCGCCACGAUGCAAAAAGUCCUGUCCGGAAACGGGACGAAGGUGUUCUCAUAACCCCCAGCUCCAGUACGAGUCCACUCAGUGAAAUAAACAGUCCAGUAACACCGAAAACAUCCGCAGAACUGCCAACGCCAAGAACAUUAUCUACUGCAAGGGAUCCUCAACCGCUCGCAGGACUUCCAAAUGCAAUAGGUUCACUGUCAAUAGAUCCGCCCAACAUGCGAACACCACAGCCAAAUGGCAAUAUUCCAAAUCUGCACAGCAACAUGGCGUCAAGUAUCAUUAACACCAAUAACAGCAACAACGGAAAUAGCACAAACGUAGUCAGCGGUAGUGCAAAUUUUACAAACUCGACUAGUUCUAGUUCUAACAGUACCAGUAACGGAAUUUUGUUGAAUGGUAUUGGGUCUAAUAGUAACAGUACUAGUAAUACAUGUCACAGUACUUCGCCCACACAUGGCGUUAGCAGUAACAACAAUGGUUCGCCAAGAGACAGCGGAAACACGAAUGGUAUUUCAUUACAAUCCGACCAAGUGCCUCCGUUCAUGCCCUCUGCAAGCAACCUGACGAAUGGCAAUACUCGUGUAGCACCAGAAAGUUCAUCAGAAUCAACCAACACGCCAGGCAGAUCACAUCCUCAACCUCAACAGCCUUCAUCUGCAACAAGCAGUAAUGAGGGUAGUCGGGAGUCGUCAGCACAACGAACACGUCGUUCCUCUCGCAAUGCAGAGGAGCCUUCUUCGCGUAGACGCUCCUCCCGAACCGCUCGACCACCUCUUAUAAUGCCGCCGCCACCACAGACACGUGGUAGUGCACCAGUGGUACGACCCACCGUGGAUUUGCCCGCUGGAUAUGAAAUGCGAACUACUCAGCAGGGACAGGUAUACUUUUAUCAUAUACCGACCAAAAUUUCUACCUGGCACGAUCCACGAAUACCGCGAGAUUUCGACACACAGAAUAUUGCCCCGGAAACCUUAGGUCCACUGCCGCACGGCUGGGAGCAGCGGAAGACUGCCUCCGGCAGAGUUUAUUUUGUGGAUCACAACAAUCGAACCACUCAGUUUACCGAUCCUCGCCUAAACGGGCUGCAUAUGAUGCAAAUUUUACAUAUAAUGCGAAAGCAGUCUCAGCCAACCCAACAAACACCGCCAGCUGCUGGAGGUUCCGGUUCGAAUGGGUGCUCAACAACAUCAGCUACAGCUGCCCAUAGCUCUCUUUCCGGUGCAGGACCGCAGGUAUCAAAUGGAUCUACGGUUGCUUCAGGCGCAGGCAGCUCUCGACUAAUGACAGGUCCUGAAGCAGGUCCAGCUGGUAGUAAUGGUCUAUCAAUGGACCCAAUGCCUAAUCGGACACCACCCAGCAACUUCGCUGAUCUACCGCAAGGUUUGCUGGACGGUGCUGAACUACUGCCCAAAUAUAGGCGGGAUCUGCUGGGCAAGAUAAGGGCACUACGCGCCGAGUUGCAAACGCUGCAACCUCAAUCGGGUCAUUGUCGGUUGGAGGUGUCUCGACAAGAAAUUUUUGAGGAGAGCUACAGACUGAUCAUGAAGAUGCGACCACGGGACAUGCGAAAGCGGCUUAUGGUAAAGUUUAGAGGUGAAGAAGGUUUGGAUUAUGGCGGUGUGGCCCGAGAGUGGUUACAUCUACUGUCACGAGAAAUGUUGAAUCCACAGUAUGGAUUGUUUCAGUAUAGCGGGGACGACCGGUACUCGUUGCAAAUUAAUCAAGCUUCAGGAGUGAAUCCGGAUCAUCUGUCGUAUUUCCACUUUGUGGGACGAAUACUUGGUAUUGCGGUGUUUCACAAUCACGUACUAGAUGGAGGAUUUACACUGCCUUUUUAUAAGCAGCUACUGAACAAACCUAUAACGUUGAACGAUAUUGAAGAUGUCGACCCGGAACUACACCGAAGUUUGACUUGGAUGCUAGAAAAUAACAUUACCGGGGUAUUAGAACCAACGUUCAGUGUUGAAAACAACAGUUUUGGAGCUGUGGUGGUACACGAAUUAAAACCAAAUGGUGCAUCGUUGCAAGUUAACGAGGAAAACAAACGCGAGUACGUGAAACUUUACGUAAAUUACCGAUUCAUGCGUGGAAUAGAGCAGCAAUUCUUAGCUUUAUCUAAAGGUUUUGUAGAACUUAUACCAAGUCAGCUGCUACGGCCAUUUAACGAGCGAGAAUUGGAAUUGGUAAUCGGAGGAAUCAGUAAAAUUGAUGUCAACGAUUGGAAGGCUAACACGCGAUUGAAACAGUGCACUCCGGAAACUCCUCAGAUUAUAUGGUUUUGGCAGAUUGUGGAGUCUUAUUCACCGGAGAUGCGUGCCCAGUUGCUACAAUUCGUAACUGGGUCUUGCCGAGUUCCGUUGCAAGGUUUCCGGGAUUUGCAAGGGUCUACUGGUGCUGUUGGCCCACGGUUGUUUACGAUUCAUCUUACGGCAGAUGCGCCGCUUCAAAAUCUUCCAAAAGCGCAUACUUGUUUCAACAGGAUCGAUCUUCCGAUGUACGAUUCAUACCAAUUAAUGUACGAUAAACUAACGCAGGCCGUCGAGGAAACAUGCGGGUUUGCUGUAGAAUAAAACAGCGGAUUCGCUGCAAGAGAAGUGUGCAUGCAAUGAUUUUUACGUUCCAAAGUUAUUAAAAAUAAAUCAUGCAGGUGGCUCCUAGUAGCGAAUGACGUAGUUUGAUAUGUUUAUAAUCAAAAUUAGAAACACAACAAGAGCAAAUUUUUCCUCUUUCGGUAAUGUUCAAGAGGUAUUAAUGAGUUCUCUCAAAGUUUACGAUACAGUGGAAAGAUCUUCGACUAGAUCUGAACAAAGAUCCACUCGAAUUGCCAUCCGUUUAAAACAGUAUCAUUUUGGUCAUAAUUCUGAUAAAGUCAAUCUUAGCAAAAAGUGUUCCCAAGAGCCGUAUAAUUUGAUUUCGUGUUUUGAACAGAUAUAUAAUUUUCUGGAAAUGAAAUCAAAACAUUUGCAGUGAUUAUAGGUAGGUAACUCAAUUUAUAGCCGUUAUUAAUCAUCGUUACAGAGUUCGGAUACAUAUUAGCUCAAAAUAAAGUAAAGGUAAUUUGCCACAAAUCAAAUAAAAUUGCGAAUAACGAUAACACUUCCAUGAACUUUUGAUAAAGACUUUUAAACUCAAGUUCGGCAAAAGUUUGCACCCGUUUGGAACAUAUUUUCCUAUGGAUUUUUAGAGAGAAAAUCGGUUUAUCGGUACGAGUGAUAUUUAGCGACUUUUAAAUCUUAUAUCGAAACGAAAAAUACGGUAAAUGCUGAGAUUAUUAUCCCUUUAAUAGAUAUAAAUAAUAUCAAUCCGGUGUUUCGAAGAUGUUUUCAAUGUAGAUUUUUACCACUUAGGUAAAAGGAAAACCAAUAUUUAUUGAAGAGAAAAUGAAUAUAAAAAUAACUUUCAAUUCAAACGAUUACAAAAUAACCGAAAAAAAGGUUAAGUGAUGCAGCGAUAUUCUAUUAGAUUUGUUGAUUAGCACUAAAUAAAAAGGGAUGAGCCAUUGAAACUGGUUGGUAAUUGCGUUGCGCAGAAAACUCACGUUCUUAGUUGUGAACUGUCAAUUUUGAAAUAAGAUCCAAAUGACCCAUUUGUACAUAUACCUAUAAACAGUAGAAUUAAUUAAUUACUUCGAACAGUUAACGCAAAUGCUGUGUUGAAAAUAUUAUAUAUCAUAGGCCGGUAGUUGCUCCCAGCUGUAAUCGAAUAUGUAACAUUGUUCACAUCUUCCCAUCCCAUUAGAUAGAUAGAGCUAUAAUACCGUGAGGGGCAUAACAAAUUUUUAUUUCACCCGUGGUAGUUGUUUUCGUUAUACUAAAUCGUAACUUACUACGGACGAAAUGGGCGCAACCAGGUAGACCGGUUUGGUUUUUUUUCCAGGUGAGGACAUGUGUUUUAAAGAUUAUGCUGGAACGAGAAUUUUCGUCCACUGUUUGCCGCUGUCAUUAACGGAUAUAAUCAGAUCACAGAUAGCUGUAACUUUAAUUAUCAUAUUUGUUCUGUUUGGUCAAACACAGAGCAUGUCCGUUGGGGUGUAGAAUUGGCAUUUCAACAUUGACUUGGACAUAACAGAACAGAUAUACGAUUAAGAUUACAGUGUGUGUGUUUAGAAAUCGAAUAGGAUUCAGCGCAUGUGCGAAGGUUAUGUUAGUGAACAUGUAAUCGAUAGACUUAAGGAAAAACAACGUAUAUAUAUUAUUGUAAAUUAUACAAAAACAUUUUAUACAGUUA